AAUUAAUACAAAGAAUUUUUGGAGGAAUAAAAUACGGUUGAAAAGUAAUUUUUGGAGCGAAAAGCCCGCCCAAGUUUUGCCUGCUGUCAGGGAGUUCAAAUCAGAAACCGCCCAGCAAACGUUUCUAAUUUGGAGAAGUGAGCCCGGAAUCGGAAGCCGGGAGCAGAGGGUCGGAAUAUCAAAUUGCGAAUUCACAGGGGGAGAUUACCCACGGAAAUGCAAAUCAGGCGACGGGCGUGCCAGGGGGCGAGCCGAGAGCCACACAAUAGAUCCAACUGAAGGCGGGGAGAGCUCGUUACAAGAACCCCUACCAAUCACACACCUAUUUUGGCUAAUCCAGUGCAAAGAUGGAUAUAUCGAUGCUAUUGUUGGGCAGCCUAAUUAGUGGCUGGCCCAAAGCCUCUUUGGGGGCCACCAGCAAUGAGGCCAGCAGCAGCAACAGCAGCGGACACAACACUAGCAGCAACAACUCUGCAUUCUCCUCGGAACUCUCGGACCACAAUGCCAACGAUUCCAUGGAAUACGAUGCCGAGAGUGUGGCCCUCGAGCGCAUCGUCUCCACGAUAGUUCCGGUAUUCUUUGGCAUUAUCGGCUUUGCCGGACUCCUCGGCAACGGACUAGUCAUACUGGUGGUUGUGGCCAACCAACAGAUGCGCUCGACCACCAAUUUGCUGAUUAUAAACCUGGCCGUCUCGGACAUCCUGUUUGUCAUCUUCUGCGUUCCGUUCACGGCCACCGACUACGUCCUGCCCGAGUGGCCCUUUGGCAAUAUUUGGUGCAAGUUCGUCCAGUACAUGAUUGUGGUCACCUGCCACUGCAGUGUCUACACGCUGGUGCUGAUGUCCUUUGAUCGCUUCCUGGCCGUGGUCCAUCCCGUGACGAGCAUGUCCCUGCGAACCGAGCGCAAUGCCACACUGGCCAUCAUGUUUGCCUGGAUAACAAUCGUCACCACCGCCAUUCCAGUGGCCCUCUCGCACUCGGUGCGCGACUAUCAGUAUCACGGCAGUGCCGGCACCGCCUGCGUCUUCUCCACAGAUGAGGAGGUCUGGAGUCUGGUCGGCUUUCAGGUCUCAUUCUUUUUAUCAUCGUAUGUGGCACCGUUGACGCUGAUUUGCUUCCUCUACAUCGGAAUGCUGGCUCGUCUGUGGAAGAGUGCUCCAGGCUGCAAACCUUCCGCCGAGUCACGCAAGGGAAAGCGACGCGUCACCCGGAUGGUUGUUGUUGUCGUUCUGGCCUUUGCCAUCUGCUGGCUACCAAUUCAUGUCAUCCUUGUGCUCAAGGCCCUGGAUCUUUAUGGAGCUAGUCAUCUGUCGGUCAUCAUCCAAAUCAUUUCGCAUGUGGUGGCCUACACUAAUUCCUGCAUCAAUCCGAUACUCUACGCCUUCUUGUCCGACAACUUCCGCAAGGCUUUCCGCAAGGUGGUGUGGUGCUGUAGCCCACCGCCUCUGAUGACCAAUCAACAGGUGACAAAGACCACGCGAACUGCAACCGGCAACGGAACGUCCAAUAUUGAUAUGCUCUAA
This is a messenger RNA of Drosophila kikkawai, 1523 nucleotides long. RefSeq names its product allatostatin-A receptor-like. Lineage: Eukaryota; Metazoa; Arthropoda; Insecta; Diptera; Drosophilidae. Gene Ontology annotation, cellular component: plasma membrane. Gene Ontology annotation, biological process: G protein-coupled receptor signaling pathway. Gene Ontology annotation, molecular function: G protein-coupled receptor activity. The record is from RefSeq and is a predicted model, not a curated record.